This is a messenger RNA of Chaetomium globosum CBS 148.51, 885 nucleotides long. RefSeq lists its product as uncharacterized. Lineage: Eukaryota; Fungi; Ascomycota; Sordariomycetes; Sordariales; Chaetomiaceae. Bases 1 to 885 code for a protein of 294 amino acids. The record is from RefSeq and is a predicted model, not a curated record. The transcript is spliced from 4 exons.
AUGUCUCCACAAUAUCGGCUAUCGAGCUUCCACUUCGGCCCCAAAUUCUUUGAGUGGCUGAAUACUAUCUUGACGGCGGUAAUGGAGCCUCUGCUCCAGUAUAUUAACCAUGAUGCAGUCUCGGCCGAUGACCCCCGUGAAGCCGCUGCGGGUUUGGACCAACAAGACAACCACGGCAGCCUCCGCGGUGCUCCAGCGGGAGCUCAACAGCUUAAUCCGGCACUGGUUGUUUUUUUAAACACCAUCCUCAUACGAGAAUUUUACGGCCGCUUUGAAAACAUCGGACCCGUGUUAGUGAAGAGUUACGCCAAAGUCAUGCCAUACCGUCAGCUCUUGCAAUCCAUUCAGUUGCCGUUGAACGUUUUGAUCAACGAGUAUCGGCGCGGCGGUCGAGACCGCGUGAGGCCAAUGCUCAGAGCUUGGACUGGCCUCCUAGAGUGGAUUCUUGAAACCCAAAAGGAUCAAAAGAUUCUGCAGGGUGCGGGUGACAAUUUUAUCGCCGCCUUAAACGACCACACUGAGCGAGGUGAGAUUCAGGAGGUGAAGUAUUAUUCCCUGACCGGAAUCGAGACGACCCUGUGCGUGGUGGAGAUGGAUAACAAGCGGGCGGCCAGCGUAACAAUGGACGUCUUUGUUCGAGGACUUGAAAUCGCGCCGACCUGUCCUUAUGCCGCGCAGUUUGCUGCGAUAGUGGAGGAUACCUUCCAGAAGAUCAACCUCUCAAUAACUGCCCUCUCACUUGUCCAAAAGCGGCUGUCCUUGAAUACACGCCCACAUGCCUGGCUCACCAUGGUUUUCGGCUGGGAGGGAGAUCCAUGGCUACUCGAAGUGUCGGUAGAAACAGCAGCGGUACUUCUACAGUGGCCAGCUCAGCAAACCGACUGA